CACAAGCAGAAUGUUAACGGUUCGUUGGUUGGAUCGGUUCCUGCAGUGGAGGUUUCUCGUCUAUGGUUGCGGUACGAAUCAUUCUCUAUUGUCGAGUUAAAUUCGGUUUCAGUGCUGUUCGGUGGCUUUGACUUGGGAGACACCGCGGCGUUUCAGUCAGAACCCUGCACCGACGAGGAAUUGGAAGCUGGAACGCAGUGCUUUCGAAGGAUUCCAGAGAACAUUUAUUCCUUCCCACGAGGGUACACCGCCCUCUUGCACUGUUUCGUCGAAAAUAUGCAUGGCAGAGCCCAAUGGCGUUUCAACAACUUCAUGUUGGGGCACGACAGGACCGUCCCUGGAUUUGAGCGAAUCUCGAUGCCUGGAGACCCCAACACAGGCGAUGUGAGUUUGCAGAUAAAGAACCUCACUCCAAGUGAUGCUGGGGAAUACGAAUGCCAAGUCACGCCUGUUCCCAGCAAGAACCAGCCCCUUCUUCGCAGGAAAACGUGGCUCCAAGUCACCGGUGGAGGUUCCCUGGUGUGGUUAUGGGGAACGCUGGCUUGUCCAACAGUUCAGCAGGGCGAAGCCAAUGGACAAUGUCGUAAAAUAACUCCUCUCUUCCUCUUAGUCAUACCCUCAAUGCCCAGACUCUUCGCACUUGGACAGGAGGUCAAGAAACGGACCCUCGUUGUACCCCUGCCGGGUAAUGAUGAAAAAACGAUUAGCGUCGAGUGCGUAGCGUUAGACGGAAUUCCUCCACCGGACUUCUACUGGAAACUCAACGACGCUCUCCUAAGAACCCCACCCAUCGACUCAAAGGGCGUUGAGCCUCCAGGACCGCCAAAAAUCACCCUCCUAGACAACAACUUUGACAGAAUAUUCAAGGAGGGGACGAAGCUGCAGGCGAAGUGUGUUGCUACACCUCCUGGCAACCCAGUGGGGGCUCUGUUCUGGCGUUGGCACUUCCCCCCUUCACCCACUGCGACCCCGCCGCCGUUUCCACGCGGUCCACACGUCCUCGGCUUGCCAUUCUACUCGCAGGACUUCGCUCAGACCGUCGCGCACACCGAGGACGUACCCACGAGCUUCUACGAGACGUCAUUUACGCGAGGGGAACUGGCGAGCCUCCUCACGAUACCCUCGAUUCACCGACGCUACCACUCCGCCAAACUCUCCUGCGAGACUGGCCACGAGACGGGGGUUUCCAGGCGAACAGACGUCGACAUCAAGAUACGUUAUCCUCCCCACAAUGUUACUGUCACAUUAAAAAAUAAACCCCUGCUCGCUGGACUCGUGAACGGACGUCCUGAGCUUGUCGCCUACGCCCAAGAACAGACCACUCUGACCUUCCGUUGCACCACCGAUGAGGUGUACCCAGACGUGACCUUGAAGUGGGUGCUGCUGACAGAAGAUCGUACAGUCUUGCAGCCCGACCUAGAAGCUACGCGGAACGACUUGAAGGCGUCAUCAAGUCAUGCCGGCGCGUAUUUUCGAGAGUCUGAGGUGACAAUUCAAAUGCUCCAGCGACACCAACGUGGUUUCCUGGAUUGUCAGGCUUGGUAUGACGGAAUAAAUCGAGUUAUACGAAGCGUUCGUCUUGGAAUCAUUUAUCCGCCAGAUCAACCAAUCAUCAAAGGCCUCGGUGCCAACGAACCAAUCAGAGUCGGCGAGACGAGGAAGUUGGUUUGCGAGUGCCUGAACGGAUAUCCACCACCGGAUUUGCAGUGGUUUAAAAGUAAAACAAUUGCGCCGCUAGUUUUAACCGUCUACUUUCCACCCUCUGAAGUGACGGUCAGAAUCAGCCAGUUCGGACCGGUUUUGGAGGGUCAAGAGUUGGAGGUCACCUGUGAAGCAGGUCCGGCCAACCCCCCAGCUCGUCUACAGUGGCGCUACUACCAUUGCAGCCGGAUCAAACAGUACAUGCGUAGAGCCGAUCACUCAAGCAUCCUCCUCACAUCUGAGGGUAGGAUCAGUGCCUCCCCCCAGACCACACUAAGUCCCAGCGAUGUGACACAGGACUGUGAAAUGGAUGAACGAAUUGGCAUCGAAGAUCCAACAUCUGAAGGAAGCCAUCACGGACACAUUUCACGGGGUCGGCUGCUGCUGCGACCAGAAUGGAGGGAUCACUUGGAUAUCGUUGCGUGUCUUGCCGCAAAUAAGGAGUACGGACCGUACACGAAGCAGAGCCAGAUCCAUCUCAACAUCUCCUUUCCGCCGCAUUUCAUUGGUUAUCAGACCGGCGAUUCCCACAGCAUUGUUGAGGGUGUUGAACACAGAAAUCAUAGUUGUGCCGAAAUGAACACAACUCAUCCCACACCUUGGCUACAACUCAACUCAAUCGAUUCUGACAUGGGUUCACAACGAACUCUGGACUUGAUUCCUUACGGGAACCCCAAAAGUGAGCGUGUCACGUGGCUGGUGAAUGGAAAACCACUGAAAAAGAGCCCAAUUGACCCGAGAACAGCUGACUUUACGAAAAAACACAUCAAAAAGGCAGUAGCCAAACUGUCUGGACUCUAUCAGACAGACGAAGUUCUAGUCAUCUUUGCGAUCAAACGCGCCCACACGACCAACGUGACGAUUCAGGCGCAGAACAGUCUGGGCGUGAGUGAGGUCACCUUCACCCUCAACGUCACGUAUGCUGCCGUCAUUUCCGGCGCGGUUGACGCCAACGUAAGUUUGGGCUCACUCGCCGUUUUGGUGUGCUCUGCCAAGGGGAACCCAGCAGUGGCCGCGAACUCGUUUACCUGGCAUCGAUUUCUUUUUCCUGACUGGGAAAGGGAGGCCAACGAGGCGCCAGGCAUUGAGACCACGGCGCUCGGCUGCAACGAUGUCACUCGAAUCGAUUCUUCCAUUAAACAUCUCGUCCAAUGCGAAGAUGUCGAUCAGAUCACGAUGCAAAGUCAACUUUACAUCUACAACGUUACACGCGACGACGUUGGUCUAUACGGAUGCACAGUUGACAAUGGCAUUUCCAAACCGAGCCAGGCACAGAUGAAACUCUUCAGCACGUUCGCGCCGGAGAUUGUCAAGCAGCCGAAAUUUGCAAAAGUGGCGGCUCCGUUCGGUUCCAGUGCGACGCUUCAGUGCUUCAUUCGGGUAGAACCGAUGCCGCGUGUGGUUUGGUUCUUGGACCAACGCGAGAAGGACACCAGUACCAGCGUGAAGCGCAUUUUCGACUCGAGUUGUGGCGCCUUUGUUGCGCAAUUGGGUCUGCCGUGUGCUAAGGCCGCGUCGAAUCCCAAAUUCACUCACACUACCAAGCAACUACGACCUGGUUAUUACUCGGCGACACUGCGUAUCAACGCCAUUCACGUGACCGAUUUUGGUCAAUACACAUGCAAGGUUGUGGCAGCAGGUGGCGAAGAGGACCAAUUUCAGAUCCAGGUGACAGGAACGGGACCCCCUGAGGUGCCCUACGAUCUUCAGUUACUAAAUGCAACGACAUCCAGCCUUCGGGUGGCCUGGAAACAGGGCUUUAACGGUGGCUACAGGCAAACAUUUACCGUUCGUUGGAAGACCGACCUUCAGGGGGACCAAUACCGUUACGCCGAUGUUGCUGAAGUGGAGGACACUGUUUCGGUGGCAUUCACGAUUCAAGGUUUGAAGGCUGCCACUCAGUAUGAAAUUGGCGUGAGUUCGCGCAACGACAUGCACGGCCAAUCUGAGUACACGACUUCUAUUCUAGCAAAGACUAGCUCAGUCCUCGACGACUUUGAUGGUUUUGACAGCUACCACAGUGUGAAGGCAGUGGGUUAUACCAAGUCCAGCUCACUCUUCAUCAUUGUCUCUGCUUGCGUGAUUGGAGGAAUCGUGAUCUUCAUUAACAUCGUUGUAAUCACCUAUCUAAUGCGCAAGCGCCACAAACACACCAAUCAAAUCGCGUCAACGCCCAUCGCUAAGGCUCAGGUUUUUCCGCUGAGAAAGCAGCAUCGCAAUUGGUCAAAAUCUGACGGCCAGUUCUACCACGAUGCCCACCAUCGACACCCGGGUGGGGGACACUUCUACACCCCCGACCCACUUCUUGUCCGUGACGUCGCCGGACAGACAGGGCUAGUGUCUUCCUCACAAACAAACCCCGUCUACGGAUACGUGCCGAUUGUGGACCAAUCGCGAGAGCCCGCGGACCCUUUCAGUCAGCCGGUAUAUUUAUCGGGAUUCCCACUUUUCUCCCCUACGGAGGCGUCCUACCGUUCCCACCAAAGAACUCUCACCGAUGGGGCAUUCCAGCAGUCCUCAACCCCAGUGCGGGUAAAGGGCAGUAACACAGUCGUUAGCCCAAGCACACCGAAAGCCCACAUUAAUCGAUACGGACAGACUGAGCGCCAACGGGCCGAAAUCUCCCAGUACCCAGGCGGCUUGAGACGCCGAAGGAGCUUCAGUGAUGCGCUGGACCAGAAAGGAACAUUCACCGCGAUCGGAAUGUACGAUCCCAUGAACCAUAAGUCGCACACCCUCGCAAGACCGCCCUCAAGGCGCCAAACAAACGGCGUAUCAAGUCCACUUCAAGGUCACGACCUUCAGGCGGACAGAAGGAGGGUUAAUUUUUCCGAGCGGAACCUCGAACAUCCUGACUAUCUUGGCUACACCGAGGAUUGCUACGUUAAUCAACUCGAGGCCUUGCAAGAUGGCAACAGUCCAACGAAACGCCUUCUGUUGAACGGGGUUUGUACAUCCACGUCGAUGGCUCAAGGAUCACGCGCUCGCGACCAAAACGACACCUGGUGCGAUUUCUCCGAUGUUGUUGUUUGA
Mesocestoides corti is the source of this 4734-nucleotide messenger RNA. Lineage: Eukaryota; Metazoa; Platyhelminthes; Cestoda; Cyclophyllidea; Mesocestoididae. The record is from the annotation of a GenBank genome assembly.